Molecule: messenger RNA, 189 nt
Organism: Prunus armeniaca (apricot)
Lineage: Eukaryota; Viridiplantae; Streptophyta; Magnoliopsida; Rosales; Rosaceae
Source: the annotation of a GenBank genome assembly
AUGGAUUGGGAUCCAUCCUUCUGGGUCUGUAGGGUAACACAGCUGGUGCCUCAAGCAAAAGUGCCAAGGGUUGAUCAUGUGGGGCCACGGGGCCUUCUGGCCCCUCCUGCUCUUGAAUGGGGAGGGCUCUUCCCCUCUGUCCAACUUGGAUCUCUCCAUGCCCUGGUAUUGCAGCUAUUUGUGCGAUGA